UCUUUUUAUCACCCUGACUGAAGUACCCUCCCAAGCCUCCCAAGCCAGUACCCAAGACUCUGACCCCAUGGAAGGGACCUCAGCAGCUGCAAAUUCCUCAAGCCUCCCUCCUCCAUCCCGAAGGUUAUCACAGAUAAGGCGUCAUAAGAAGAGAACGCGAGACGAGAUGUUUUCUGAAAUUAUGGAAUCCAGCCGCAGUGACAGAGCUCAUCUGAAUGAGUGGAAGGAAACAGUUUCAAAGUAUAGGAAAGAAGCCAGUGAACGUGAGGACAGGAGGGACCAACGUGAGGACAUGAGGGACCAACGUGAGGACAGGAGAGACGCUCGAAAUGAGAGGUGGCGGCAGGAAGACCAGAGGAGGCAGCAUGCAACGCUGGGGCUGCUGCGUGAGCAAACAGACAUGCUCCGGCGUCUGGUGGAGCUUCAGGAACGGCUGCUGGAAAACAGACUGCCGCUUCAGCCCCUGUUCCACCCUCCCCCCUCCCCAUGUUCCGUAUCCUCCUCACCCAGACGUGUAAGAACACGGGGGGGAGGCUCCGUACACCUUCCCAUUCCACCCCAGUAGACAGCCCAAGCAAAAGGCUGUCAUUUUUUUAACCUUUUCUUUGUGGCUUUUUCCUUCCCAGCAAUCCUCCUCCCAAAUACCACCCGGGUUCCC
Messenger RNA from Malaclemys terrapin pileata, 658 nucleotides. RefSeq names its product eukaryotic translation initiation factor 3 subunit A-like. The transcript is spliced from 2 exons. The record is from RefSeq and is a predicted model, not a curated record. The coding region runs from base 68 to 565 and encodes 165 amino acids. Lineage: Eukaryota; Metazoa; Chordata; Testudines; Emydidae.